GAUCCAAGUUGGCGACGCCGAUGUUUGUAUCUUUACCUUUCCUCUUUGAUCGGAUUUGCGCCAUCUGAUCGUUUUCAGCAUGGAAAAUGUGGGAGAGAACCGCAAGCGCAAAAUGAAGUUUGAAGUGAUGGAGUUGGCAGUGUUAGUGGAAGAAGCAAACAAGCACAUUGGUGAGUUGCAGGAAAGAAAUCUAAAUAUAAACAGAAGAAACGCAAUAUGGGAGACAAUCUGUAAGAAAGUCAAUGCUGUGGGUAAAACAAGUAGAACCCCAGAUGAGGUUAAGAAAAGAUGGCAAGAUAUCCGAAGAAGAACAAAAGAAAAAAUGGCUAAUAAUAAAUCGGCUGCUAAUAAAACAGUCGGGGGAUCGGCAGCGCAAGACAUACCUCUCUCUGCGAUUUUGGAACAGUUGCAGAUGACCUUCUGCGAUGAGAACAUUGAAAUUGAAGAAUUUGACAUCCUUGAACCAAAAACUGAACCCAAAGUGACUCCAUUAGAAGCUCCAGAAUCAGCGCCGCAAUCAAGUCAACCAAAAUCACCAACAGACGUCUCUGCAGAGCCUCAGAAGAAUUCAUCUUAUGAGGACAUUGACAAGGAGAUGCUCCAGCUGCAGAAAAAUCAGUCUGCAGCCCUUCAACAUGGCUUACAAUCCAUUGUAAAAGAGGUCCGAGUCGUGUCAUCUGUUAUGCGUGCUUCCCGACGGGACACGCAGGCCAUCGUUGGACAUACCAGGCAACUGGUCAGCGCCGUAUCCGACCUCACGACUGCCAUCAGUGUCCUGACAAGAGUGAUAGAAGAAGGCGUACGGGCAGUAGGAACUCAGAGGGCAUUUUGUUCGAGUGGCCCCUCGACUGAACUAUCGGGAAAUGAAAAGGGACGGGGUGGCGAAGAAGGAGGUGAAAGCGAAAUACUCCCGUGUGAACCUCAGCGUAAUCUGCGUAAACGGAAAACUUUGAUGGAUGAAACAGUUUCGACGAAAAGGACAUAAAUGCAUCGCAAUUAUCCAUAUUGUGUCCGGAUAAAUUUAGUGCUGAAGAAUAUUUCCAGAUUGUUUCAUGGAAAAGUGAUAAAAUCAUAGAUUUAUUUGUAUUAUUGUUGUAAUCUAUUAUUGUUUUACUGAUUUAUGUUAUGUCACACUUGUACUUUUGAAUUUUGUGUACAUUGACAUUGUGAAUUUUUUAAAAAUUGCAAGUCGCAGUGUUUGGUUAGUUACUGUAGUAACUCAUAUUAAUUCAUGAGUUAUU
Messenger RNA from Syngnathus acus (greater pipefish), 1241 nucleotides. RefSeq lists its product as uncharacterized. The coding region runs from base 80 to 985 and encodes 301 amino acids. Lineage: Eukaryota; Metazoa; Chordata; Actinopteri; Syngnathiformes; Syngnathidae. Gene Ontology annotation, cellular component: nucleus. The transcript is spliced from 2 exons. The record is from RefSeq and is a predicted model, not a curated record.